Messenger RNA from Solenopsis invicta (red fire ant), 2677 nucleotides. RefSeq names its product alpha-tocopherol transfer protein-like. Gene Ontology annotation, cellular component: membrane. The record is from RefSeq and is a predicted model, not a curated record. NCBI's taxonomy places the organism in Eukaryota, Metazoa, Arthropoda, Insecta, Hymenoptera, Formicidae. The transcript is spliced from 5 exons. Gene Ontology annotation, molecular function: phosphatidylinositol bisphosphate binding. The coding region runs from base 541 to 1470 and encodes 309 amino acids.
AUAUUGUAGUUACACUUGCGAAGAAAAAAUAUUCUUCUAUUUAUAUAUACAUUUACGAGUUGUUAGUAGCGCGGAAACAAAGAAGAAUGUUUUAACAAACGCGAUAUCAAAUGACAAUUAAAAUUGAAUAUUUAUCUUACGCGACAUUUUACUAUUCAACGGAGAAUAUUAAUCGCGUAUGUCUUUAAAGCUAAUUCCUAAUUUAUUCCAUAUUACCGAGUUUAUUGUUACAGUAGUGCGUUUAAUGGCAGCGCUAAAAAAAUUGUCAGUCGCGUUCGCAUGCGGACGGCGUGCGCUCGUGCAAAAUCGACGUUUACUGCCUACCUUCUUGACCCUGAAGACUCUUACACCAACGUAUAAGAGAGAAUACGGGUGCAGUGACGGCCGCAUUUUCGAGUGUUUUUUGGUGUCGCUCGGAUCGCCUGGAACGUCUAACGUCCGUGAUCGAUUUCGUGUUCGACUAUCCUCGAAGUUUCGCAUUCUAUCUUUGAAUUUUGUGUCUGCUUGUUUAUAUAGUAUACAGAAACCGUACAGCGCAUCAUGGCACCAUUGUUAGAAAGCGUCAUGUUGUCGGACAUCGCCGAAGUGCCAUGCAUAAAAAUUGACGACUUUGUGGUCCAAUUCGAAAUUGGUCCUCCUAGUGCGGAAUUGCAAGAGGUAGCCAGGAAAGAAUUACGGGAGACUCCCGAAAUACAAAAACAAUCGAUGGCGCGUCUAAAAGAAUUAUUACAAGCCGAGAAGGAUCUGAAAAGCCCGUUGGACAACGAGGCAUGGUUGAUCAGGUUCUUAAGGCCGUGCAAGUAUUAUCCCGAAUCGUCGCUCAAUCUCAUCAAGAACUAUUACAACUUCAAGGUGAAACAUUCGGCCAUAUACGAUGACUUAAAGCCGAGUAAAGAGAAGAACAUCUUCGACCACAACAUUCUGAACGUAAUGAAUAAUCGUGAUCAGCAUGGUCGACGUAUAUUGGUAGCCGAGCUCGGCAAGAAGUGGAAGCACAACAAGUGCAGCCUCGACGAGGUUUACAAAGGAUGUGUGUUGUUUUUGGAGGCGGCGAUCCUGGAGCCGGCUACGCAGAUCGCCGGCGCGAUCGUUAUCUUUGACAUGGACGGCCUUAGCCUCCAGCAGGCUUGGCAGUUCACUCCGCCGUUUGCCAAGAGGAUAGUCGAUCUACUUCAGGAGGCGAUGCCUGCGAGAAUCAAGAACUUACAUGUCGUGAAUCAACCGUAUAUAUUUGACAUGGUAUUCAAACUGUUCAAACCGUUCCUGAAGGAAAAGUUGAAGAACAGAAUAAUCUUUCACGGCACUGACCGUAAAUCGUUGCAUCAAUAUAUGGCGCCGACACAUCUACCACCGCAAUAUGGUGGUACGCUGCAAAUGAAACAGAUAACCGGACCCCAGUGGUAUUCAUUGCUAAUGAAGCUCGACAAAGAAUACGAAGCAAUUAACUCAUACGGCUACAAAAAGAAAUAGUUUUUCAGUUGCUAGCUAUGUCGUAACAAAAGGUAAGUAUUUAGAUUCAAUGUGGAGAAACAAUUAUACAGCGACAUUUUUUUAGGAGGAAUGUUAGGUUUAGCAUCAAUUGCAACGAUUGCGAACUAUUGUUGUUCACUUCUUUUUGAAUGAAAUCUUGCUCAUUUUGUAUUGUUUAAUUUAUUUGUAGCAUAUUAUUUUAUGAUUUUUCAAUUUUCAAUUUUUGUUUUUAAUAAUGUAGCCUCAUAUUUUUGUACUUUUUUUAAAAUCUCAAUAGUAAAAAUUGUGCGUGUAUCAAUUGUAUUAACUAUAUUUGAUGAUCAGAUUUUAUUCAAGAUUUGCAAUCUUAAUCUUUAUCAUAAUCUUAAUUACUCAGUAAUUAUGUAACAAAAGUAUUAUGCUUUUGUACGCAAAAAUGAAUGACGUGUUCAUAUAUCAUUCGUUAAUUAAAUUUAAUAUGUAUACACAUAUACAGGAUGAAUCUUAAUGGCUGUGUCACCAUUUGAGAAAUAUAAUUAUAUUAUACAUGUAUUAUAGUUUAGUGGAUUAUGUACAGUUGCAGUCAGUAACUCAGCAAACAAGAUGACGUCAAACAAUAUCUUAAUAAUGUUUUAAUGACGUUUCUAACGUCAAUAAGAUGUCACUGAAGCGUCGCCUUGUUUGCUGAGAAGUCGCCUACUCUCACGGCAAAAUAUUGAUACAAGAUUCACUCUGUAUACAGGAUAUCUAAUCAUUUGACACAACGCUUGUAAGAUAGAACGGAAUAACUGAACAGAAAAGUUCUGUACUAUUUUACGAUUGCGCAACACUUUAGAAGAAAUUAAUUUAUAAAAAUUUACAAAGUGUGCAUUGUGUAAAUAAUUAUUAGACACCUUGUAUGUGUAUAUACAUAUAAAAUUUUUAUUUAAAAUUUUAAGAUUAUAUACAACUUAUAUAUUUAAAUAAAUGAAUGCCUGGUAUGUUUUCUCGAUGUAAAAAUAAUAAAAUUUGUAAUAAGACAUUGUUGCUAUUGUGGAUUUCAUUUAUAUUGAAUAAAUUAUUCAUAGAUAUGUACGUUAAAUCUAUCUAUCGUGUGUAUGUGUAUUAUACAAUAAUACGCAUUUAUCGCAACACACCAACAAAUACGCAUUUAUUAACAUUUUUAGUAACAAUCUUUCUCUCUAUUAUUUUUUAUGUAUUAUUAAAAUAAUAACUUAGUUCUAAUUCA